Molecule: messenger RNA, 1910 nt
Organism: Cantharellus anzutake
Lineage: Eukaryota; Fungi; Basidiomycota; Agaricomycetes; Cantharellales; Hydnaceae
Exons: 7
Coding region: 94-1527 (477 amino acids)
Source: RefSeq, a predicted model, not a curated record
GAUAUUGACCUCUCAGACCCUUACUCUAAGGAUGUUUUGUACAGGAAGAGUCGAUCAACGCGGCCUUCCGCAGCUGGGACCUAUGAAUGGUCGAUGUAUGAUCCAUACUCCAGUGCCCGCCUAGCUACAGUGACGGCACCUCACUCAUCAUCCAAAAAGAAGAUCAUAACCCUUCACGACCCUGACGUGCCAGUUGAAUUUAACUUCAUUGGAACCAUGUCCUUCAAGUGGUCUUUCCAGUUUGAAGACCAUGAGUUCGAAUGGAAGAAAGAUUCUUGCUAUGUCAUCCGCAAACCUGACCCUCCUGUCAUUGUUUGUACGACAAGAUCGGAGGCCAAGGAUAAGCCUGCGUCCGUUCAGAUCCUAGAUUAUAAUGUCAAGCGGUUCGAUAUCAAUGACCGGAAAGGGCUGGAGGUUUUACUUCUUUGUGGACUUCUUACAUUCACAGAUUAUGUCGAGGGCACCAAAGAAAUUGCAAGACAAGGGAACGUUGUGCCAACCGUGACUCCUACUCGUCCAGUUGUUGUUAGCCUGGCACAAGCCAAUAAGCCUCCGCCGGCUGCCGGGGACCUGCCGUCCAAACCUCCUCCAAGCCUACCCCCCAAGCCCGUGUACAACUUCACUCCUUACGAGAAGAACGAGGUCUUGGUUACCGAAGACGCCAAGAUAGAGGAAUACGCCCAGCACUGCUUGACUUUGCUUGCAGAUCCAGCCCUCCUUUAUGUGAUCAUCAAAUCCCACACAGCUGACCAAGUGUCGAAGGUGGUCCAAGUGGCCCAAGAGACCAAGCGACUUCAUCAUCGAGAAGUUGGCGACGAAGAGGAACUGCAUCAGUAUGUGAAGUAUGGCGAGGCAGAGGACACGAAGGGCAAAAAGCCCCAUCGCGUUAUUAACCUCGACGACGCUCCCGCUGCAAAGAAGGUUGAAUACAAACCACCUACGUCUCUUACGAUUCAUCUCAGCAAAAUUGAGCUUCCGGAUCUGAUACCGAAUAAACGUCAGCCUCCUACUUCGCCGCAGUCUCUCAACCCGGUUGACACACGCUUCGGUUUACCAUCACGAGCCAGGGCCGCUACACCGGAACCCCCAAAGUCAGAGACUCUGAAGCAACCAAACGACCGGAGACGUCGGAAUUCGUUCGGUCCCUCUCCAAAGCCGUCAAAGCCUCAGUCUCCGACCUCAUCCCAACCCCAGCGUCUAACUAAGACCAAUGGCAAUGGGAGAUAUACUGCAGGAAACCCGCAACCGCCCCGUCCCACCUCUAACGGACCAUCCCCAGUUUCAUCCCGUCCUCGCCCUACCCCGGGCAUUGACGCACCGUCGCUGGUCAUACCUGAGCCAAGAACCAAUAACACGCCAUCUACCCCUUCGGCAUCCCCCCGCCCCAGCAUGCCGUUAGGUUACCACGACCCAAAUCAUCAUAUGGGUUUACCCCUAAUGCCAGGGGGCUAUCCCGAAGCUUAUCCAGAAUCAGCUCCUGCCAAAUCUUCUAAGGCUAGUGUGAUGGAAAGACUGUUUGGGCGCUGACGCCCCGCAACCAAUCAACGCAUGUCUGGGCAAUCUAUAUACCCCAACGGUGGAUUGUUCUUGUUGGCCCUGGACAUCUGGCAUGCACAACAUUAUACCCCCAAAGGACUUUGACAUCUUGUUCGCAAAGCUGGGCAGUCUUGACGCCAUGCUUUUUUUUUUCUUCCACAACGACAUUAUGUAUUCUGUACAAAUCACCAUAUCGCUCCUCCAAUACAUACAGAUAAUGUCAAACGAAACCAAAACAAAAAAAUUGAGCAAAUAAAUAAUUCAUGCAGCGACCGUUGCAUUGGGAUCUCUAAAGACAUUGAGACUCCAAAUAUCACCAACCGAUUUAUCCUUGGGACCGUCAUCCUCCAGAUCCUCAUUAUUGUCAGGCAUAG